Molecule: messenger RNA, 1995 nt
Organism: Pseudo-nitzschia multistriata
Lineage: Eukaryota; Bacillariophyta; Bacillariophyceae; Bacillariales; Bacillariaceae
Source: the annotation of a GenBank genome assembly
GCGUAACGUACCGUACUCGUAGGCUACCGCCAGAGAGGAAACGAAACAAAGACUCUCCUCCUCCACUCUGCAGUGCAUCUCGAUUGUCGUGAUUAGCUUCUGGUAAGAAGCAAUCGGAAAACCAAACGCGAGGCUUGCAAGCGAGAAAGAAGCAACCAACCAGCACCAUGGCGGAAGAUCCAGAAGAGGCCGACGUCGCGGCCAUGCUCGACCUUUCCAAGAAGAAGAAAAAGAAAAAAAAGAAAAAGUCGGAGAAGGAAGCCAGCUCGGCCUCCGGAAGCGGGGGCGCCGGCGGGGCCGAUAUGAGCGCCCAGGAAGCCCUCCUGAGAGAACAGGACGAGGCCCAGGACUGCGUCGAAGAUCCCUACGAUCGCAAGGGACAGUAUGUCUACGGCGAGCUCCUCGACCUCGUUGUGGACCUGCUCCAGACCAACAAUCCUGCCCUGGUGGAGAAGAAGAAACGCAACAUCAAGCCGCCGCAGAUGACCAUGCUCACCUCCAAGAAGACGAUGUGGGUCAACUUCCAGGAAAUUUGCAGCAUGAUGCAGCGCAGCCCCGAGCACGUCAUGGCCUUUUUCUUUGCCGAGCUCGGAACCGACGGAAACAUGGACGGAAACCAGCGUCUGAUCAUCCGCGGAAAGUACGUCCCGAAGUACAUCGAGUCCUUGCUUCGAAAGUACGUCGUGGAGUAUGUUACGUGCGAGAUGUGCCGAUCCCCCAACACCGUGUUAAAGAAGGAUUCGUCCACCCGUUUGCACUUUUUGGAGUGCUCCGAUUGUGGAUCCACCCGUUCCGUGGCGCAGAUCCGUAGCGGGUACCACGCUACAUCCCGUGCCGAUCGUCGCGCGGCCAGAAAUGCAAAGGGUUAAGCGGUGCCCGGACGAAAUUGGUUCCCUUGGUGUGAGUUGUGUGGUGACUGUCUUGUGGAGGAGCAUUGCGAUAGCAUCAUCUGGAAGGUAAAAAUUAACGCAAACUAUACUGCAGCGAAUCGGUAAUAAAAUAAAUUAAAAGUACUAUUUUGAGGCAAGAGUUGGAGUAGUUCUUAAGCAGCAGGGAUWCAUUUGAACACGUUAUCGUGGUUGAUUCGUCGUCCGCCUUCUUUGCUCUCUUCGAAGAGGAGCUGAUGCUCGAAUCAGGACAUGCAAUACUAUCUUCCUUGGCUAGCUGGAAUUCAAUUGGUUCUCUAGCUAGCCAAUGGUGUUGGCAUAGCAAAGGCAAUUCGUGUUCGCGCUCCAACGCUCCAAUGCCGAAGAAAAGUCUCCCUGAAAAGCAAAAGGUAACUCUAGAAUAUGACCAAAGUGUAAAAUUCUAGUACCAUUUAACUGCUAGAACUACCUUUCUCGCAAUUGCAUCGCAUCUCAGAUACACCCGAAUUAAUUGCCGAUUUAUUCGAUUUUCUAUUUUUCAUUGCUACAUUUAUUGGCAGUAACCGCAAUAGAACAUGCUAUGAUGAUUCAUUUGAGUGCAGGAAUGUUGUUCGCAAUAGUAGUAUAUCAUUAUCAUUUACUACUACAAUUUGGUUUUUUGUUCUUAUAGUUGUGUUGUCUUACAUUUUAUUGUUUGUAUGUAGUUAUACCCCGCCCAAACGAAUCGCAUCUUUCUCACAUUUGCACUGCACUGCAUUGUGUUUUGUGUUGUAUUGUAUUAUUUCGGAUCGGAGGAGGACCGAUUCACCAUAAUCGAGACCCAUUGCGUUUUCUUCCUAGAAAACAGAAAGGAAAUAUAGCCAAUAGGCAAGUAUGGUUCUAAAUGCAAUCUCCCUUCCGCUCCGUUCCAAUCCAAGCAUAUGCAUUCAUUUAUUUCCUUUUUGCCAUUUUCUCAAAACUCUGUCCUUGCCCAUUCUCAUUCCGCCAUGGCCUGGACGUUGCUGCCAUUGGUGUUGCCUGUGGUGGUGUGAUGAUUUCCAAAAUAUGAGUGGCUCAUGUUGGAUUCUUCCGGCAUGGAGACAACACCAUCCCCGGCUUGUUCUCCGGUUUCCGAAUCCACGCUCAGUUC